This is a messenger RNA of Sphaerodactylus townsendi, 1155 nucleotides long. RefSeq names its product basic proline-rich protein-like. Lineage: Eukaryota; Metazoa; Chordata; Lepidosauria; Squamata; Sphaerodactylidae. The record is from RefSeq and is a predicted model, not a curated record. The annotation marks the transcript as partial. The transcript has 2 exons.
CCCCCCCCGCCCCCCACCCCCCCCCCCCCCCACCCCCCCCCCCCCCCACCCCCCCCCCCCCCCACCCCCCCCCCCCCACAUCCCCCCCCCCCCACCACCCCCCCCCCCCCCCACCCCCCCCCCCCCCCACCCCCCCCCCCCCCCACCCCCCCCCCCCCCCACCCCCCCCCCCCCCCACCCCCCCCCCCCCCCACCCCCCCCCCCCCCCACCCCCCCCCCCCCCCACCCCCCCCCCCCCCCACCCCCCCCCCCCCCCACCCCCCCCCCCCCCCACCCCCCCCCCCCCCCACCCCCCCCCCCCCCCACCCCCCCCCCCCCCCACCCCCCCCCCCCCCCACCCCCCCCCCCCCCCACCCCCCCCCCCCCCCACCCCCCCCCCCCCCCACCCCCCCCCCCCCCCACCCCCCCCCCCCCCCACCCCCCCCCCCCCCCACCCCCCCCCCCCCCCACCCCCCCCCCCCCCCACCCCCCCCCCCCCCCACCCCCCCCCCCCCCCACCCCCCCCCCCCCCCACCCCCCCCCCCCCCCACCCCCCCCCCCCCCCACCCCCCCCCCCCCCCACCCCCCCCCCCCCCCACCCCCCCCCCCCCCCACCCCCCCCCCCCCCCACCCCCCCCCCCCCCCACCCCCCCCCCCCCCCACCCCCCCCCCCCCCCACCCCCCCCCCCCCCCACCCCCCCCCCCCCCCACCCCCCCCCCCCCCCACCCCCCCCCCCCCCCACCCCCCCCCCCCCCCACCCCCCCCCCCCCCCACCCCCCCCCCCCCCCACCCCCCCCCCCCCCCACCCCCCCCCCCCCCCACCCCCCCCCCCCCCCACCCCCCCCCCCCCCCACCCCCCCCCCCCCCCACCCCCCCCCCCCCCCACCCCCCCCCCCCCCCACCCCCCCCCCCCCCCACCCCCCCCCCCCCCCACCCCCCCCCCCCCCCACCCCCCCCCCCCCCCACCCCCCCCCCCCCCCACCCCCCCCCCCCCCCACCCCCCCCCCCCCCCACCCCCCCCCCCCCCCCUAACGGAGAUGGGGGGCUACUCCUUGGAGAUCAUCUCAAUCAAGCAGAGUGGGCAGUCUCUGGAUGAGACCCCAAAUUUUAGUGCCAGGCGUUUAAAGCACCCCCUGAUAGUCCUGAAAUUUCCCCACAUUCUGUUAGCUCUGUGA